This is a messenger RNA of Fomitopsis serialis, 580 nucleotides long. Its product is annotated as ribosomal protein L22e. Gene Ontology annotation, biological process: cytoplasmic translation. Bases 48 to 416 code for a protein of 122 amino acids. Gene Ontology annotation, cellular component: ribosome. The record is from RefSeq and is a predicted model, not a curated record. NCBI's taxonomy places the organism in Eukaryota, Fungi, Basidiomycota, Agaricomycetes, Polyporales, Fomitopsidaceae. The transcript is spliced from 4 exons. Gene Ontology annotation, molecular function: structural constituent of ribosome; RNA binding.
CCCCUCAAGACCAUUCCCCUCCCUCGUUCUCCGUCGGACUCAUCAAGAUGCCCAAGGCCGCGUCCGGAAAGUCUGCUGCUGCUAAGCACAAGUUUGUCAUUGACUACUCGAAGCCCGCGGGCGACGGUGUCUUCGAUGGCGCGGCCUUCGAAAAGUACUUCCACGACCGCAUUAAGGUUGACGGCAAGACUGGGCAGCUCGGUGAAAACGUCAAGAUCACCCGGGACGGCGAUGUAAAGCUCAUUGUGUCUUCCAACAUCCCUCUGUCCAAGCGAUACCUCAAGUACCUCACCAAGAAGUUCCUCAAGAAGAACUCCCUCCGCGACUGGAUUCGUGUCGUCGCCAACUCAAAAGAUUCCUACCAACUCCGCUUCUACAACAUCCAGGGCGCUGGUGAUGAGGAAGAGGAGGAGUAGACGCACUGCUGCUGUAUCACUUCUGUCACGAUUGCUAUGUUGUAAGCCCUGUCUCUAUGCAAUCUAUGCACUACGCUAUGGCACCGACUGCUCUCCCGCCAUGGGCUGCUUUACUCCGUUGAUGAUGUAUGUUCACGACUAAAAGUAAUGUUUGGAAGCAACUU